UCCACAAACCCCAUACACUCUUCCCACUUCCACACCACCACCAACUGAUCCCUUCCCUGAUUCUGAUAACACACGGCAACCUUAACAGACAAAGCAGACAGAAGAAGAAGAAGAAGAAGAAGAAGAGAAGAAGAAAGAAGACGAAGAGGAAAAUGUCAGUGGCAACAGCUUCUUUCCCAUGUCUUAAACUCCCAACUUCAUCUUCUUCUCCAUCUCCUUCCUCUUCCUCAUACUAUUCCUCGCCUUCUUCCUCUGCCUGCUCCACUUCCAAGCCAUGCUUCUUGACUAUCCAGUGUUCCCAGACCGAGGGCCCCAUCCGGAGACCGGUGGCCCCUUCUCCUCCUCCCCUCCGGGAGCCCACCCCGCCCGCUGCUCCCAAGCCGGUGGCCCCCUCUCCAGGCCCGACCGCGGCCUCUCCAGCCCCGGUUCAGAAGAAGCCUCCCCCGGUGAUGGUGGACGAUAAGGAAGUGAUCACCCUCGAGUUCCAGAGGCAGAAGGCCAAGGAGCUCCAAGAGUACUUCAAGCAGAAGAAGCUUGAGGAGGCCAAUCAGGGCCCCUUCUUCGGGUUUAUUGGCAAGAAUGAAAUUACAAAUGGAAGAUGGGCAAUGUUUGGAUUUGCUGUAGGGAUGCUGACAGAGUAUGCGACCGGCUCAGACUUUGUCGACCAAGUAAAGAUUCUUCUCUCCAAUUUUGGGAUCGUCGAUCUCGAAUAAUUUCCUGUACUCUUUUUCAUUGUCAUAAUUUCUUGGUACUCUUUUUCAUCAUCUCUCGUCAAUACCUUCCAAUCUGUUGUAAUCUGCUAUAGCAAAGUUCAAUACCUGCGUGCGAUGUCCUUGUAGUUUUCAUCGGUUCACCAUAGUCUGUAUCUACAACUAUACAUUUUUCACUGUGAGAGCUCAAUUACAUGCUGAACAUGCCGUUUCAUGCCUUUC
Molecule: messenger RNA, 932 nt
Organism: Punica granatum (pomegranate)
Lineage: Eukaryota; Viridiplantae; Streptophyta; Magnoliopsida; Myrtales; Lythraceae
Source: RefSeq, a predicted model, not a curated record